Messenger RNA from Colletotrichum orchidophilum, 1371 nucleotides. RefSeq names its product oxidoreductase family protein. Lineage: Eukaryota; Fungi; Ascomycota; Sordariomycetes; Glomerellales; Glomerellaceae. The transcript is spliced from 3 exons. The record is from RefSeq and is a predicted model, not a curated record. The coding region runs from base 1 to 1371 and encodes 456 amino acids. Gene Ontology annotation, molecular function: nucleotide binding.
AUGGCUCCUAUUAGAGUUGGCAUCAUUGGACUGUCCGCGAAGGAGGCAGUCAUGGGUCCAGGAGCCUGGGCCUCCAUCGCCAUCCUUCCCUCGUUCCAGAACUCGCCAGACUACGAGAUAGCCGCUCUCUGCAACUCGUCCGCAGAAGCAGCCCGUCGCUCGAUUGAGAUGCACAAGCUCCCGAGCACGACAAAAGCCUAUGGCGACGUCGAACAGCUGGCCAGCGACCCCGACGUCGAACUGGUCGUUGUCAGCGUCGUCGUGACCAAGCAUCUCGCGGUGACACUCCCCGCCAUCGCCCACAAGAAACAGGUCUUUGUCGAAUGGCCACUGGGCGCCUCGGCUCAAGAGGCGGAACAGCUCACGCAACUGGCCAAGUCCAACGGACUCAAGACUAUCGUUGGUCUUCAACGUCGUGCUGACGCUCUCACCCUCAAGUUGAAGGAAAUUGUGCAAAGUGGGGAGAUUGGCGACAUUAGGAGCACUUCCGUUGUCGGCGCUCUUCCGCACUUCCCUCCUGGCUUCUGGGUGGAGGGCACGGAGUACUACCACGACAUCAAAAGCGGAGGUAACGCGUUCCACAUUAUAUUUGGGCAUUUCUUGGAUUCGUUCACAAACGUUGUUGGCGACUUCGAUCUCAGCACCCUGUCUUCAGUCCUGAAGCGUGACGUCGACACCGUGCCCCUUUACAAAGCUGACAGAGUCACCGUCAUCAAUCCUGCGUAUUCCAAGUCCUCCCCAGACCAGAUCUUGGUCCAAGGGAUGUUGCAAAACGGGGCAACUGCCUCGAUUGCCUUCCGAACCACCCCAGUCACGGUCAGUGAGGAUGGUACUCGCUGGAUCAUCAGCGGCACAAAGGGCGAGAUCGAGGCCGUUUUGGAUGGGGGACAGCGGAAAGGUCACAGCCCCAGCAAGAAACUCACGUACAAAACUGUCGGAGGAGAAGUACAAGAGGUCACUCUCGAGAGUGGUAAGCUUCCUGAAGGCGUCGAGGUAUCGGCCCUUGGACUGAACACAGCCCUCAUAUUUGAUGCCUUCGCCAGAGGCGAUACUUCGCGGUAUGCGGACUUUCAGACGGCUCUGAAGAACCAUGUGUUGCUGGAAGAGAUUUUGAAGAAGUCUGGAUACAAUGACGUCGUCACCGGGCACUACCCGGACCCCGCCGCCGUCGACGCCGUCCUUCUCACGAGCUCCAUCGCCACGGCCUACGACACAGACCCCUGGGUACUCGAGUCGGCCGCCUUCGUCUGGCAGGUCUACGAGCGCCACCCGGGCGUCCGCAUCUUUGGCACCUGCUUCGGCCACCAGCUGGAAUCUGGCGGGUGUGAGUCAUGCCGCCUGCUGGAGCGUGGCGCGGCCUGCCUAGAGUGA